Knipowitschia caucasica is the source of this 2007-nucleotide messenger RNA. Lineage: Eukaryota; Metazoa; Chordata; Actinopteri; Gobiiformes; Gobiidae. The record is from the annotation of a GenBank genome assembly.
AUGUGGUUGUUGCGCCCACUAGCGGCAGAAGAGUGCGUGGCUUGGGCAGCGCUGUACGAGCUCAGAGGGAGCGAGAGGGGGGAAGGACGCAGAAUGGCGACCGUGCCUUGCUCCAAGUGCACGGCCGAAAGGAAAGGAUUCAGACGGGAGCUGGAUUCAUGGAAACACAAAUUAAUACACUGCAUUGGGUUUGAAAGCAUUCUUGAGGGCAUCUAUGGACCAUUACUGCUGAGAGACCUUAGCUUAUUUGAUGACUUUGAACCUGAAGAAGUUAUUGACUGGUCUCCUGAAGAAAAUGGUUUGCACUGUUCUUUCUGCAAUCUUCCCCUGGAGAAACUCAAUGAUCAUGUACUGUCCUCCACGUCUCCCCUCUCGUCCCCAUCUGACUACUCUCCACACCAUGUCCCUGCUCUCUCUGAGAGCAGCCAAUCAGCGCACAGGUUCCUACAAGCUGUGUUUAGCAAGAAAGAUGUGCCUAUUGACUGUGAUCCAAACAUCCCGCUUAUUGCCCAAGAGCUUAUGAAAAAGAUGAUUCGUCAGUUUGCCAUGGAGUAUGCUUCCAAGUGCCCGCUCCAUACCACCUCGAAUGGUGUUCAGACAAAAACCUCUUCACCUCAGUCAGAAGCAGCUGAAACAACGGAUGCUCCUCUUGACCUCACAGUGAGCCGUGCCCAGGAGGAAAAGGAACCACAACCAGAUGGUGUGCUCGACCUCUCCAAGGGAACGUCUGCCAAUUUACCCCCAUCAAAACCUUCUGUCUCUGCCGCUAAUCACAAAGGCUCAGGGAGGCAGCAAAGGCAGAAGGAGUGCAUUGAGAGGAGCCUGGAGCUGUCUGAAGGAUUGUUGUCCAAGGCCCUUAAAGACAUUCGCUCAGGGAGGCUUCAGGAGCAGCGCGCUGCACUGCUGUAUGGAAUACCUCUUCAAGUUCUAAAGCAAGGCCAGGAGAGCCUCUCUGAGAAAGGGCUACAAGAGCAUCUUUUGCAUGGAAACCGAGAUGUCAGAGAAGAAGUGUCGUCCUAUUGUGUGAUGUCAUCUAUGCUGGGGGGUGAGGCCCGACUGGUGUUGCAGAAGGUGGCAGCAUGGGCAGAGCGAGCAGAGAUCGGAGGUGCCGCUGAGGAGAAUGGGGACUUAAGUUUUCCUUUGCCCUCUCUGACCUUUUUCCAGCCAAACAAAACCAUGCCCCAGUCCUUUCCCCAGCUCAGGGAUGCACUGCAGGCUCCAUCCAGCCCCACCUCCAGCCUUGAGCCACCUGUACCACUGCGUAUUCCUCAGGUCCGCUCCGUAUCCGACCAGAGCAUGACACUCCCUAAUGAAAAUGGCAGUGCAGUUGAAAGCCUUCGUCGUACCUCAUUAAUAGAGGGCACUGUCAGUGUGUUGUCCUCUGCAGCCAGACCUCUUUUCAAACUCAGGCCUCCUGCCUUGGCAAGCAGCUCUAGCCCAUCGCCUCAUCGUCUGGUUGCUCGAACAUCCUUAGUAGACUAUAUGGAAGAGGGAGCAGAUCGACGUGAAAAAGAUAAGCAACCCAGGAAGAAGCGUGGAAGAUAUCGUCAAUACGAUCAUGAGUUGAUGGAGGAGGCCAUCACUAUGGUGAUGGCAGGUCGCAUGAGUGUGUCCAAGGCUCAGGGGGUCUAUGGUGUUCCACACAGCACACUGGAAUACAAAAUCAAAGAGCGCACUGGCACACUAAAAAAUCCACCCAAGAAAAAAAAUGCCAUCCCCAGCCCAUCUACUACAAACACCUCUGGUUCUAACUGUUCAGCUAACUCAGGGAUCCUCACCUCAGCUGCUCCAACAAACAGCUGCUGCCUGUCGACCACUACACAGGAAACUGAAGAAUUGAAAUGCCAAGGGACCAAGACCUCUGCUUUAGGGACUGCAUAUGGAGCCAAAAAGAGGGAGGAGCCACCGGCGCAUUUCUGGAUCACCACAACCACCACCAGCAAAAAGGUUGAGACAAUCACGAAUGGCCGGCCUUUCUGGACCAAGAUGGAGAGACUUUGUGCUUGA